AUGUCAUCCUCCACCGUCUGCCGCACGCCUGUCGGAGAGUGUCGUAUCUGGCUGGACAACGUCCACUGCACGGGAAGAGAGCGCUCGCUAGCCGAGUGCCCGUCCAACGGCUUUGGGGUGUCAGACUGCCGCCACACGGAGGACGUUGGGGUCGUCUGCAGCGCCAAACGCAUCCCGGGGUUCCAGUACAUCAGCGCAGUCGACAACCACGUGGAGAGUCUAAAUGUGCAGGUAGAGGAGGUGCGCAUCAGGGCUCUGUACUCCAUGAGGAAGCGUGUGCCCAUCACUGAGGGCUUCGUGGAGGUCAAGGAGGGAGGCAAGUGGAGGCAGAUCUGCGACGAAGAGUGGUCAGGCAUGAACUCACGCGUGAUCUGUGGCAUGUACGGAUUCCCCGGAGAGAAGGGAUACAACACCCGGCCCUACAAGCUGUUGGCUCGCAAGCGUAAGAUCACAUACUUUGGCUUCUUGGUGAACUGCACAGGGAAUGAGGAUCACCUGACCGGUUGUAAGAUGGGUCGCCCCGUGCCCAAGAAGGGCAACAACACCUGCCCCAGUGGCAUGCCCGCCGUGGUCAGCUGUGUUCCUGGAAGAGCCUUUGCCCCGACACACUCCGCUGGCUACAGCAAGGCCUAUCGUGCCGAGCAACCCCUGGUGCGUUUGAGAGGCGGUGCCAACAUUGGAGAGGGUCGUGUGGAGGUCCUGAAGAAUGGCCAAUGGGGAACCAUUUGCGACGACAGUUGGAACAUGGUGGCUGCCUCAGUGGUGUGCCGUGAGCUGGGCUACGGCAGUGCCAAGGAGGCCCUCUCUGGAGGCAGACUGGGUCAAGGCAUGGGCCCAGUCCACAUGAACGAGGUGCAGUGUUCCGGCUUCGAGAAGUCCUUGACCGACUGCCGCUUCAACCAGCAGUCCAUCGGUUGUAGCCACGAGGAAGACGCCGGUGUGAAGUGUAACGUUCCGGCCAUGGGCUUCAAGAACCGGCUGCGUCUGAACGGCGGGCGCAACCCGACGGAGGGCCGCGUGGAGGUUCUGGCGGAGAGGAACGGCUUGCUGGUGUGGGGGACGGUGUGCAGCGAGAACUGGGGCAUCAUGGAGGCCAUGGUGGUGUGUCGCCAGCUCGGACUCGGGUUCGCCAGUCACGCCUUCCAGGAGACGUGGUACUGGGCCGGUGAGUGUGACUGUGAGUGUGACUGUGACGUAGUGCUGUGAGUGAAUGUGACUGACGUGAAGGUGUCCCCUGCAGGAGACGUGGUACUGGGCCGGUGAGUGUG
Messenger RNA from Alosa alosa (allis shad), 1268 nucleotides. RefSeq names its product lysyl oxidase homolog 2A-like. NCBI's taxonomy places the organism in Eukaryota, Metazoa, Chordata, Actinopteri, Clupeiformes, Clupeidae. Gene Ontology annotation, biological process: peptidyl-lysine oxidation; sprouting angiogenesis. Gene Ontology annotation, molecular function: protein-lysine 6-oxidase activity. Gene Ontology annotation, cellular component: membrane. The record is from RefSeq and is a predicted model, not a curated record. The coding region runs from base 1 to 1206 and encodes 401 amino acids. The transcript has 8 exons.